CCUCAGCAUAUCAAUAUCAUAUCAUAAUUGUAAUAAAUCUUAAUAGUCUAUCAUUAGGUUAUUCCAAUUUUCUGGAAAGACUUUAUGAUCAGACGUAAACUAUUAGAUAGGUUUUUCCAUAGAAAAGUGGAAAGACCUAAUUAGACCGAAGUAUAUACCGAAAUAAUGUUGAUCCGUAACAGUAUUUUUAAAUUCUUUAAAUGUAGGUUGAAAAUCUCAAAGAAAAACAUUAAAGUACUUAUAUCAAUAUUGAUAUACAUUUACGGAAAGUCUCGGUCCCGAAUGUUGACACCGACAAUUAUAGUUACAAUGAAGGGGUCGUCUCAAAAUAAUACAAGGUAUUAAACAUCAGCUGUUCGAGGUAAAAUGUGCAAAUAACAGAUAACCAUAUUUUACACAACGAUUUAUUUUGUGUUCUGUUUAUCGAUCCUGGAACAAGUUUCUGCAAUUGGUCUGAGUUUUUAUCUUGGGUGCCUCUUGAAAGUACCCCUCACUUUAUUUUUAAGUCACCAAUGGUAUGUUUGACAAGAAUUUUAUUUUUCUGCAAUGUUUAUUAAAUUUUACCCUUUCGUUUCUCGUGAUCAGGUUUUAUGUUGAUUUACUUUUGCGCAAAUUGCGUAAUUACAAGAUGCCGAUUAUGAUAACAGUUAUCCAUUAAAGAAUGUUCUGAAUCAAUUGUUGCAGAAACUCCGAUGAAUCAGGAGGGUGAAAAAUUCAAACAGAAAAAAUCUCUAGAAACAUUUGUUUUGUAACAGGAUCCAUUGUUAUCUUCAACAUUAUUAUAGAAAUCAACUUUCGAAUAGAUGAGCAUAUACAUGUUCUUGUGUUUUGAAAUACAAUUCUGGAGACCUGAACCCUUUUUAUAUAACGGGGAUGACAAUUAGGCGAAGCCUUUUCCAUUCAACUAAAAUUUACUAUAGUCUACGUGAUAUCGGCAUAAAUUGUAAAAAGGUUUUUUAGCAACUUAGACAAAUGAAACAUCAAACAUUAAAUAUUUAUUCCAUAAUUAUUUUAUCUAAGAAUUGUAAAAGAAUAUUGAUAUUUUCAAUGUGCAAACGUUUUUGAUUAAAAGAUUGAGAUGACAAGAUUUUUUUUAUCGAGGAUAAGUUUAUAUAUUUUUUUAUAAGACUUUUGCAUAAAUGAAGGUGAAAAAACCACUCAUAAGAACAAAUCACUUGUGCAUGAGCAUGAAGGCAUAUCCGAUUGAAAUGUGAUGUUACGAAACUCUUGGUUACAGUUUUUAUUCUUAUUGUCGGCGGAGAAAAUUUUGCCCCGUUUAUGGACUAAUAAUGCAUCUAGUAAGCCUUCUAAAUAAUUUUUUGAGAUGACCCCUGUAUUUUUUGGUGUCAGUCGGAACCGAUACUUUUUGUAAAUGUCUAAUAUUGGGGUUCAUACAUGUAUUUAACUGUUAGGUAUUUAAAAAUUAAAACACAUUCAUAAGAAUAGUCAUUCACACAAGAAUCAGAAGACAAAGAUAGUGAUUUUAUCUCAUCUAAUAAACAUUUGAAACAUGGACGCACCACCAUCUUAUAACUCUUUAUAUGGUAAAAUUUUUGAGGCAAAGGUUACUUCGGAUGGGAAUGUCGAUUUCGCACGUAAAUCAAUAGGAAUUGUGUGUAAUUCGGUGAUUGCCACAGUUUUCCUAGUUGUGUCAAUAACAGUGCCAAUAGCAGCCAUAGUAAUAGGAGGACUAUACCUACAUGACUGUCCAAAACAGAAAUAUAUUCCUAUAUACCUCAUCGUAUUUGGCGCUUUUUCUAUUGUGAAAGCUUUGUCGAGUUUGAGGGACAAGUGUAAAGCCAGUAACAAUGCUGGAGAACAGGAAGAAAACAAACCUAAAGGUGCAUGUGAUGCAAUCAUUGGUUUGUUUCUAUGUAUAUGGUUUAUGCUAGGAAGUGUCUGGGUUUAUACGACGUAUAAACACUUCUCCACAGAUGAAUCGAGUGACGAAUACUGUCAACCAACAUUAUUUUCUUUCUCCUUUUGGUUAAUUACUGGUCAAUUCAUAGUUAUUGGACUUUUAUCUCUCCUCUGCUGUGGAUGUUGUAUUUCAAUGGUAUGCUGUAGUGCUAAAAAUCAAUCAUACGGAUCAUUUAGUGAAUAUGGUGUAUAAGAAACGUUAUGUGAUAAUAUUUUGCAUUAUUGACACUGUGUUUAAAGCAUAAGAAUUACACGAGAGAUGUAUUUUUCAUAAAGAAGUAUUAGUCAGAUUAUGUUCAUCAUUAGAAGAGGAUUGAAUUCUAUCUUACAGUGGACAUAUUAAUUUCAUAUGAAACUUGUGACUGGUGAAAAAUAAUGUUUAUCCAAUUCUUGAGCCAAUGCAUGUAUAAAUCAUUAACUUAGUCUUCUGUGCACGAUUUUAUCAUUUAUUACGCAAAUGUAUGGUAUAGUCGUCAUUUUUUUUUCUCUCUCUGUUUUUUUAUGAUGUGAAUAUAUGGCUGUUCAUUUCUUGUCGCGUUUGAAGCCAAUGUUUAUCGAUUGUCACCUAAAGGUAAACAAUCAACAAAGAAUCAUUGAUAUUGAGCACGUGUUUAACAUGUACAAUCCGAUAAAAGUUUAUUCCAGUGACAGUUCCAUACUUAUUGUGAUCACUGGAUUUUUACGAAAAGGGUCACACUAAGGUCACUGUACACACGGAAAAUAUGUCGACGAAUUGCUGCCUGGAAACUCGCAAUUAAAAAAGUAAUCUUCUUCUAAAUGUCCCUAGCGGGGCUUCGUAGUUUCGUUUUAGUAUUUUAUAUUUAAAGUAAUAAACGUUUUAACAGCA
Messenger RNA from Mytilus trossulus (common blue mussel), 2767 nucleotides. Its product is annotated as transmembrane protein 272-like. The transcript is spliced from 5 exons. Bases 1511 to 2113 code for a protein of 200 amino acids. NCBI's taxonomy places the organism in Eukaryota, Metazoa, Mollusca, Bivalvia, Mytilida, Mytilidae. The record is from RefSeq and is a predicted model, not a curated record.